ACCAUCUGAUCCUCUAGCAAGUGUGUUUACUCUCCAUGAUGAAGACUCUCUUGGUUUCCACCAUCUCCCUCACGGGGUUCUACUUUUCAGCGUCCUUCAUGCUAACACUUGUUGGACUCGUACUUUUGUCUGUGAUUGGACUCUUGUCUGCCUUAUAUGUACCUUACUUCCAAGAAUUGAUGUCAAAUGACCACCGGCCGCCGGUAGUAGGGUCGACUAUGAAUAUGCUGAUGCACUUCAACCACCUUUUCGAUUAUAUGACCUUGAUUGCUAGGAAGCACCACACUUUCCGUUUUGUCACACCAACACACAGUGAAGUCUAUAUUGCUGAUCCUAUUAAUGUCGAACAUGUUCUUAAAACCAACUUCCCAAACUAUACCAAGGGGGAUUACCACAAAGGGAUAAUGGGAGAUCUUUUCGGCAAUGGGAUAUUUGCAGCAGAUGGAGAUAUAUGGCGUCACCAGCGGAAGCUAGCAAGUUUUGAGUUCUCAACUAAAGUUCUCAGAGAUUUUAGUACUGCUGUUUUCAGGUCUAACACUGCUAAGCUGGUGACAAAGGUUUCAGAAGCAUCUGUCCAUAAGCAAAUUAUUUUUUUACAGGAUCUUUUGAUGAAAUCAACUUUGGAUUCGAUAUUCAAGGUGGGAUUUGGGUUUGAUCUUAAUACUUUAUCAGGUUCAGAUGAGGUCAGUAAUCGGUUUAUGAAAGCAUUUGAUGAUUCAAAUUGUAUCAUCUUCUGGCGAUAUGUUGACCUAUUAUGGAGGGUGAAAAGGUAUCUCAACAUCGGCUCGGAAGCUGCGUUAAAGACAAACAUCAGGGUGAUCAAUAACUUUGUGUAUGAAUUGAUAAACCACAAGAGGGAGCAGAUGAAAAAUGGGAAAUUUGAUGGACAAAAAGACGAUAUAUUAUCGAGAUUUCUGAUCGAGAGCGAGAAGAAUCCUGCAAAUUUGAGUGAUCAAUACUUGAGAGACAUAUCACUUAGUUUCAUCAUUGCCGGGAAGGACACAUCAGCAAACACGCUCACUUGGUUCUUUUACAUGCUCUGUAAACACAAUAUGGUUCAAGAAAAAGUUGCAUUAGAAGUGAAAGAAGCCACCGGAGCAGAGCAUACGUAUUCAAUCGACGAAUUCUCCCACAAGUUAACUGAAGCUGCCCUCGACAAAAUGCAUUAUCUUUAUGCAGCUUUAACCGAGACUCUGAGACUCUAUCCUGCUGUUCCUCUGGACGGCAAGUUUUCAGAGAAAGAUGAUAUUCUACCGGAUGGGUUCAAAAUAAAGAAAGGAGAUGGUAUAAGUUACAUGGCGUAUCCGAUGGGAAGGAUGACAUACAUUUGGGGAGAAGAUGCCGAGGAAUUCCGGCCAGAAAGAUGGCUCUGUGAUGGCAUUUUCCAGCCUGAAAGUCCAUUCAAGUUUCCUGCCUUUCAGGGUGGGCCAAGAAUAUGCUUAGGGAAGGAGUUUGCAUACAGGCAGAUGAAAAUAAUGGCAGCUUUUCUUGUGUUCUUUUUCAAGUUUCAACUGGUGGAUGAGAAUAAGGAAGCUACGUAUAGAACCAUGUUCACCCUUCAUAUGGACAAAGGACUCCACUUAUAUGCUCUUCCUCGUUUGCCUCCUUCCUUGUGAAACUUGCAAUUUCAUGUCAACCGAUUGCUGGUUCUGUAUUUGGGUGUUUAUGACUAAAAAGCAUGUAAAAUGCUGAAUGGUUUUUAUAGAUGUUUUCAAAGUUAUACGGAUGUGAAUAGUAUGCCUGAUGGGAAAGAAUUAUUUUAGUAGGUU
Cynara cardunculus var. scolymus (artichoke) is the source of this 1769-nucleotide messenger RNA. Its product is annotated as cytochrome P450 704C1-like. Lineage: Eukaryota; Viridiplantae; Streptophyta; Magnoliopsida; Asterales; Asteraceae. The record is from RefSeq and is a predicted model, not a curated record. Gene Ontology annotation, molecular function: oxidoreductase activity, acting on paired donors, with incorporation or reduction of molecular oxygen; heme binding; iron ion binding. Bases 36 to 1616 code for a protein of 526 amino acids. The transcript has 6 exons.